Molecule: messenger RNA, 393 nt
Organism: Miscanthus lutarioriparius
Lineage: Eukaryota; Viridiplantae; Streptophyta; Magnoliopsida; Poales; Poaceae
Source: the annotation of a GenBank genome assembly
AUGCAGGAGGUCGACCUCCGGGUUGACUGCGCCGCCGGGUGCGGCAUCGCCGAGAUCAUUCCGCGCCGAGGUUGCCCUGCAGCGCGAGACGGGGAAGAGCGGGGCGGCGGCAGCACGGCCACAGCGCCGGCACGGGGUCAGUCGGGACAGGGCAACAAGUCUGUUCUGCUCCAAAUGCGGGAGGUCGACCUCCGCGUCGACUACGUCGCCGGGUGCACCACCGCCGAGGUCUCCAUGCCGCGGCGCCGGCAUGGGAUGAUCCAGGGCAGGGCAGGGCGAGCGCUAGGACGAGGGCUACGGGAUUUGGAGCGGAGGACUGAUUGUGGAGCCAGACAUGGGGGAGCAAGGGAAGGAGACCGGGGAAACCACGUGCACCCCCAGCGGCGAGAUUAG